AUGGAGCAGCAGAUGAGAGAGGAGCAGGGGAGAGGAACUUACCUUGGGCCAGGGAGGAAGCAGACCAUCGGGGAGGAAGCUGAUGAAUCUUGGUAUUCAUUUCUGCAGCCCGCUGACUGGGAGAUACUGAUAAUGGAUGCCAUCCUUGAUAUUCAUACUGAAGAUGGUAAACACCGAACAAUGAGGGUAAGCAUUCCAGACAACACACCUGCUCCGCCACCAGCAGACUGCACCGCGUGCAAGUCCCAUGCAGCUCCACCACCACCUCAACCUCCUGCGGAGAAGUGA
Miscanthus lutarioriparius is the source of this 288-nucleotide messenger RNA. Lineage: Eukaryota; Viridiplantae; Streptophyta; Magnoliopsida; Poales; Poaceae. The record is from the annotation of a GenBank genome assembly.